UCUCUCUCUUAAUCUUUCUCCUCACUCCACGUGACGCAAAAUCACAAAAAAGUACACCUCUGUUUGAUUCUAUUAUUACCUUUCUUUCUUUCUUUUCCCUCGCACUUCCUCACUCCACUCCACUACACCCCAUUCAUCCCAACUGGCCCCACUCUUCGUCCCUACAACCCUUCUCUAAGGCCCCUAUUCUUUCUCUCAGUUUAACUUUUCUCUUUCUCCCCUCUUGAGCUUCUUAUAUAAAAUGCAGCAUGGACGUACACCGUCGGCUUCAUCAUGGACGCCGCAUUCCGUAUUAAGUAAUAAUGGCGGCUCAGUUUCGUCCGGAUCUCCCAUUAAUUCACCCCAUGCUUCGCCUUUGCAUUCACCCUAUGCUUCACCCUCAGAAUCGCCACGAGAACAGCUCCAUAACCAGUUUGCUCGGCAAAUGUCGUUGCAACCACCCACGACGACAGCGACAUCCACUCAGCAGUCGCAACAGCAGUCUUCUUCUACUGCUUCGUCGUCGUCUUCUUCAAAGCAAGGCAGUAGUGGCAACACUUUUGUGCACAAAUUGUACAACAUGGUGGUCGAUAAGCAGUAUCAACAUCUGAUUGCAUGGACAUACACAGGAACAUCGUUUAUUGUAUGCAACAUUACCGAAUUUUCGCGAGACGUCCUCCCCAAACAUUUCAAGCACAAUAACUUUUCGAGCUUUGUACGGCAAUUGAACAUGUACGGAUUUCACAAGGUGAACAAAUCGCCGCGCGGGCAUCGAGCAUUGGCGGAGAACCAGAUAUGGGAAUUUUCGCACCCAAAGUUUUUGCGAGGACGAGGAGACAUGCUGGAUGAGAUCAAGCGGAAAGCAUUGGAAUCGGAUGUAGUGAGACGAGACAAUGGGGAUAUUAGCUCGCAUUUAGCAGUGAUGCAGGUGGCUCAGUCGGAUAUGAUGCAGCAAUUGGCCCACCUUCAGGAAAACUUUUCAGAAAUCGUGCGUGAGUUGGCUGAUACGCGCCGGAGGCAGAUGGCUCAACAACAGUUGAUUAAGCAAAUGCUGGACUAUUUGACCCAUCAGCAAGGCGCUCCUUUACAAGUGCCAAGCGACUUCAAUUUUGAUGGUUAUAACAAUAUCAAGCCUGACCCAGAACAGCAGCCACCGCCCAUCUACAUCACUUCACCCGACACUUCGCAUCAUCACCAGCAAAUGCAGAAUAUGUACUUGGGCUCGGGUCAAGAACACUCCCCAUCUCCUUCACCACCCCCACAACCACACACGCCGCCAUUACCGCCACAACAACAACAUCAUCAUCCUCAUCAACAACAGCAGCAUAUACAGCAACAACACAUACAGCAACAGCAUAUACAGCAGCAGCAGCAGCAUAUACAACACCAGCAGCAGCAUAUACAACACCAGCAGCAACAACAUCAAGGCAUUCCAUCUCGACCCGCUGUACCAUUGACCGUACAGACACAAAACCUACAACAGUCUACUCGAUUACACAUCUCACCCACGUCUGUACAUACCAUAGAAUCGGCACAGUCAUCUCCUCAGCAACAACAACUUACCCCACAUCAAUUGGCUAUCCAAACACCCUUACCCCCAAGCCCAAGCCCUACUGCUUUUCUGUCAGACGAUGAGGCAGCGAGUCUAUACAGCCCGCAUAGCCCGCAUACACCUAGUGUCAUGACACAUAGUAAUAGCAGUGGCCACUUGGCUACCGAUGGUUUUGGUUUACAAACACCAUCCGGUCUCAAUGUACAACAGUUAGGAUACAACAAUAUGCAGAGCUAAAAUACAAUAUAUUACACAAUGCAUACAUUCACA
This is a messenger RNA of Zychaea mexicana, 1801 nucleotides long. Its product is annotated as HSF-type DNA-binding-domain-containing protein. The transcript has 4 exons. The record is from RefSeq and is a predicted model, not a curated record. Gene Ontology annotation, biological process: regulation of DNA-templated transcription. Gene Ontology annotation, molecular function: DNA-binding transcription factor activity; sequence-specific DNA binding. Bases 242 to 1768 code for a protein of 508 amino acids. NCBI's taxonomy places the organism in Eukaryota, Fungi, Mucoromycota, Mucoromycetes, Mucorales, Lichtheimiaceae.